UGGUUUCUUUUUUUCCCUCAUUGUACUUUUUUCCCUCUCUACUGCUAUUCAAUUUUCAUUUCCGCAGCACCUUUUUCUUUAGUAUUAUUAUGAGUCGACGUGACGAGGAGAAGGACGAUGAAUCAUCUGUAUCUACAGUCCAUGACAGCAUCCUCGAUCUUCAACAGAGACAAAGAGCGGUCGAUGAAAGACAGCAGGAGCAGCAGCAACAGCAACUUGAAACAGACACAAGUACGGCAACGAUGAACGAUGACGACAACCUCAGCAAUGAUGAAGAGCAGUUACGGCAGCGACCUCCUGCUACUGAUACUGCUGUGGUACCGGAAGUUGCUGCUACGACAAACGACAAAGAUCAACGAAUUAUAGAUGAAGGCAAUUAUAUCGAUAAGAGCAGUAGUAACAGCAUAAGCCAUCGCAUUCAACAUUUUUUUCACGAUGGCAAAGCCGUUGCUGUAUUUUUUAUGAUCACUGGUGGAAUGGCUGUUGCUGUUCAAUCUGGUACCAAUGGUUCCAUGCGUGUAAUUGCUGGUCGAUCGUUCUCUGCAACAGCCAAUUUUGUGAUUGGAUUGAUGGCCAACUUGCUUGCUUUUGCAUUUGAUGUAUUAGUUCUAAAAACUCCACGACCCCGGUUUAGCCGUUUAAAAGAGAGCCCGUGGUAUUCGUGGAUCGGUGGAAUACUAGGAACUUACUAUGUCAUUAUCAAUAUUUUUACGGUGAUCAACAUGGGCGCAGGCACUGUGCUUAGUGUGAAUGUGUGCUCUCAGAUAAUCAUGGCAUGUAUCAUGGAUCAUUUCGGCUUGACAGGUAUUGCGAAACGACGAAUUACUAUUUGGCGGAUUCUGGCUUGUUUGGGACUUAUCGGCUGUGUGGCGGUUAUCACAAUCUUUUGAAUUUUUGAUGGUGAUAUUUCUAUAACAAAAGUAUAAUACCUUGAGGACUAUCGUUUUCUUUCAAUGAAUUAUUUGAUUUCAGUAUUGAUGUGUUUGGGAAUACACAAAAUAGCAAGCAUCAUGUAAAACUAAGCGGGAAGGAACGAUGCGCAGUGUGUAUAGACUGAG
Molecule: messenger RNA, 1058 nt
Organism: Zychaea mexicana
Lineage: Eukaryota; Fungi; Mucoromycota; Mucoromycetes; Mucorales; Lichtheimiaceae
Exons: 5
Coding region: 90-890 (266 amino acids)
Cellular component (GO): plasma membrane
Source: RefSeq, a predicted model, not a curated record